UUGUGUUUGUAUUUCUCCCCUUUAAGAAAAGUUGAUGCAUUAUGUCAGGUAUAUUACACGACUUUCUGUAUUGUUACAGCUGUUCUUGUUCAUUUCAGAAAUGAGGGCUCAUUAACAUCAACUCUAAGAACACUUCUGUUCUUCACAGCUCUGAUGAUCAUAUUGCCUAUUGGGCUGUACUUCUCUUCAAAAGUUUAUGUAUUUGAAGGUACCUUGGGAAUGUCCAACAGAGACAGCUAUUUUUAUGCUGCCAUCGUUGCUGUAGUUACUGUUCAUGUGGUACUUGCUCUCUUUGUCUAUGUAGCUUGGAAUGAAGGGUCUCGACAGUGGCGUGAAGGCAAGCAGGAUUAAAGGAAGCAUCGCCGUUUGGUAUCCACAGCCUGAAGACUGGAUAUUUGUGGGUGGAAUGAAAAACAUUCUUGUGCUGUGUACACAUACAAAGUAGAAGGGAAUGUCUCUGGGCUCUGAAGGCCUGUAUGUGAAUAGUUCAAGAUUUUGUGCCAUGUCAUCUGAAUACUAAUAAUUUGUUAAUAGUGAACACUUGUAAUUUUAAUCAGCUGCUACUUGGCACAGUGGAAGAGGCCUUCACCUGAAACGAGUGGAGUGACAAAGGAAUGUGUGUAUUGUAUGUAUACAACAAGUGUGGGAUCUUUUUACAGUUCUGAUCUGCUGUAACAAGACAAAGAAAUUGAGAAACAACUAUGGUCAGUCAAGAAGCAAAAUUAUGUAUUCCUAAUGUGAAGUUACCUGUAAAAAGAAUGAGCAACGUAGUAGAACUGAAACAGAUUUGAUUUGAUUCCCACUUCAUCUGGGUGGAUGUGCAGUUUUAAGAUCAUGGAAUCAUAUUGACCAUUACUUUGUGCUACUCAGUCAUGGUAGUAGAGCAUACAGUUUACAUUUUUGGUGGAAGAACAGCCAGGGAUUGUUUUUUUUUAAAUAAUCCUGAAAGGGAAUUCUUGAGCAAAAGGUCUUGCAUCCUGGAGAGUGGUGGUUAAAAUGUUUAUGGGAAUUGUGAGCUAUCAGAACAACAAAAGAGAGGAUGUAUUCUUAAAGUUUCACUAUCAAGUAGUAACAUCUCAGGUUCACUGAAAAUCAUUGGUUUGCAUCAAAACAUGAUCUGACUCCUACUAUUCAUUUCCAGAAAAAGUUACUGAAUAAACUACAAAGAACCAUGUAGUGUGGUAUCUUA
Pelodiscus sinensis (Chinese soft-shelled turtle) is the source of this 1189-nucleotide messenger RNA. NCBI's taxonomy places the organism in Eukaryota, Metazoa, Chordata, Testudines, Trionychidae. The record is from RefSeq and is a predicted model, not a curated record.